Molecule: messenger RNA, 1161 nt
Organism: Sitophilus oryzae (rice weevil)
Lineage: Eukaryota; Metazoa; Arthropoda; Insecta; Coleoptera; Curculionidae
Product: thioredoxin reductase-like selenoprotein T homolog CG3887
Exons: 3
Coding region: 87-695 (202 amino acids)
Biological process (GO): cell redox homeostasis
Cellular component (GO): endoplasmic reticulum membrane
Molecular function (GO): thioredoxin-disulfide reductase (NADPH) activity
Source: RefSeq, a predicted model, not a curated record
UUAUUUGUAUUUUGUAUUUGUCAUUAUUUGGUGUUUUGUAAAAUACCUAAUUGUUAAAAGGGAGCUUUUAUUUUCUACCUCCAAAAAUGAUAUUUAAUGGUAAAGCUUCAUUUAUCUGGACUCUAUUAAUAGUUUGUGGCCUUUCUUUUCUAUACUACAGCGACAUGGUGGCUGCCGAAGAUGAUUUACCGGUUUCAAAAUUAAGCCAAAAUGUUGGAGCUCCUACAUUAAAGUUUUUGUAUUGUUAUUCUUGUGGUUACCGAAAGAUGUUUGAUCAGUAUUCCCAAGUUAUAAAUCAAAAGUAUCCCUAUCUUCUUGUCGAUGGUGCUAACUAUGAACCUCCUGGCCUUUAUAUGCUUAUUGUUAGGAUUCUAGGAACUUUAAAAAUGCUAGCUAUAGUUUGUAUACUGGGAAGCGUCAAUAUAUUUAACUACAUCAAUUUACAACCUCCUUCGUGGUGGCAAUGGUGUAUUGAAAAUAAAAUAUACGCAUGUAUGAUGAUUUUCUUCUUAUCCAAUCUCAUCGAGGGCCAACUGAUGCAAUCUGGUGCUUUUGAAAUCUCACUGAACGAUGUUCCUAUAUGGUCAAAACUGGAAAGCGGUAGAAUUCCUCAACCAGCUGAACUUUUUCAGAUCAUCGAUAGUCAUAUGCAGUUUACAGAUACGAAAGUGGAACUAAACGGGUACGCCAAAUAAUCUAAGACUUUGUGUAAGUAGAGGUAUUUUUUCGUUCUAUAAAGUGAAAGUGCGCUGAUCAAUUUAGAUGUUUUAUGUUUGUGAUAUUAUUAUAAAAGGGUUUUCUAAAUAUUUCUUAAAGUUUUUUCUUUUGAUGUGGAGAGAAUGUUGUAGAAAGUAGGUAUAGAAUAUAAUCAAAAUCUAAAUAACUUUUUUAAGGCUAUAAUAUGAAGCAUUAGCAUUUUUGAAGAAUUUACUGAUAUCUUUAAUUGAUUCGAUAUAAAUAUUGAUAAUUCCAAAAACAGUCAUUUGAAUUAGUUUCAUUUUCAUCUGUUUUACUUUUCAGUAAGUACUGGUUUCAUACAGAUUGUGUCUUAGUACAAUAAAGUCUAGACUGCAUAUUGUAUAGAAUUGUGUAUAUAAAGUAAUAACUAAGAUAGUAAUGUUUGAUUUAUAUUUUAGCAACUUUAAUAGACUGUUAAAGAUA